CUCAACAGGACCAACAUUCUCUGAGCAGAAAGAAUCACGAUGUCAUAUUUCCGCAUAACCCUCAUGCGAUCAGGCAUAGGCCUGCCGAAACGAACGCAGGGCGUGUUGAAAGCCCUCGGCCUCCGCCAUAGAAUGAAGACUGUCUUCUAUCCCGUAACGCCCGAAGUCGCCGGUCAAAUUAUGAAGGUCAAGGAAUUGAUUUCUGUCAGAGAGGUAGAGAAACCUUUGACCAAGGAGGAACUUAGGGAGGAACGAAAACCCGAUCCCGGAUAUUAUAUCGAGACGGCGAUGCCAAGGCGACAAGCAUGAUUAGGAGGUGAAGCUGGUUGAGGAGCGUUGGAGGAUGGUAUGGGGCGGUUACGCAUAAUCCGGACUUGCUCAGGCUGCACCUCGAGCAAGUAUGUGCAAUUCUUGGCGUGGGCCCCAGGUCGGAUCUUCUACUUCGUUAUGGCCAAAGCAUCCUCCAGGCUAUGGAUGGUGAUAUUUAAU
This is a messenger RNA of Amorphotheca resinae ATCC 22711, 489 nucleotides long. RefSeq lists its product as hypothetical. The coding region runs from base 40 to 309 and encodes 89 amino acids. The transcript has 2 exons. Gene Ontology annotation, molecular function: structural constituent of ribosome. Gene Ontology annotation, cellular component: large ribosomal subunit; mitochondrion. Gene Ontology annotation, biological process: translation. NCBI's taxonomy places the organism in Eukaryota, Fungi, Ascomycota, Leotiomycetes, Helotiales, Amorphothecaceae. The record is from RefSeq and is a predicted model, not a curated record.